AUGAAGGACCUGAAGGACUUCAUCCGUCUCCACCAUCUGCCUGAGCAGCUCGAAAAUCGCAUGCUGGAGUACUUCCAGUCCACAUGGUCUGUCAACAGUGGCAUAGAUGUCAACGAGCUCCUGCACAACUUCCCUGAUGAGCUGCGGGUCGACAUCGCCAUGCAUCGGAAUAGGGACAUCCUCCAGCUGCCGGUCUUUGCGGGGGCCAGUCGUGGCUGCCAGCGCUCACUCUCCCUCCAUAUAAAAUCCUCCUUCUGCAUCCCCGGGGAGUACCUCAUCCGUCAGGGCGACGUGCUGCAUGCCAACUACUACGUCUGCUCCGGGUCUCUGGAGGUGCUGAACGACACCACGGUGCUGGCAACAUUAGGAGAAGGGAACCUGCCUGGACCAGACCAGGUGAUCAAGACCAAUGCUGAUGUGAAAGUGCUGACACACACUCACCUUCAGUAUAUCAAUCUGCGUCACCUGAAAGAGGUGCUGGGACUCUACCCCGAGUAUGCCAGUGUUUUCGUCUCAGGCAUCCUCAUCUACAACCUGUGUGAGGGCAGCCAGGACCAGGAACCCAGGCGCCCCUCUAUUUUGGAAACACAAGGGGACUCUGAUAACUCCGUCCACCUCACUCCAGCAACCCGCUCCCGUCGCCCUCUCCAGCUACACAGCUUCAGCAGCCCAGUUGGCCGUAUCUCCCAGGGGAACCUCCUGGGGAUUGAGUUUGGCUGCUGUUUACCAAACCUCAGCCGUGGCCUUCACGGGCAGAGCUUAUCCCCUACAGCCACACAAGCCCCAACCUCAGCUGAGAGAGAGUCCGGGGCUCCGCAAAAGCCUUCAGGUCUCAGAUGACAACACUAAACCAGGAAGUAUCUGAGCUCACCACGGGCCUGCACCACCUGAUGGAUGUCCUCCAUACCCACGGAUCUGUGCAUCACGACGAAGCCUCCCUUGCUUCAUACACGUAUGGCGUCCAAAUGCCGAUGGCUCCUGGGAGCCGUGACGGCCACAUCCACCAAAUUGUCCCACCUGCUGGCCACUGGAGCCACAGUGGAGCUGCUGAAACCCAAACAGAGACCCACCUAAGGCCUGAUGGUGAUGAAUCCUCUUGCCUUUUGUCCUGUGCCCCUACAAGCACAUCCACACACAGCCGGCUGGUCUUCCAGUUCGUACAGCUCCAUCUUAGAAAUCGAGGACGCACAGCUCUUACUCCACCCUGCGUCUGCCUCUCCAUCCAUGUUGCCAGACCAUCCUCUUGGAUCCUCCAUGGAUUCAGGAUCACCGUGAUCAGAUGCUCUCGAGCCCCACCUUCCACUCUGCGACCCAUCUGCCAUAGGACACACCAGUCUGGAGUGCCUCCAUGGAAACCUGUUGAUUGUGUACACAGAUAUGUUUUAAUUUACUGAAGGACAAAUGACACAUGCUUCACCGUGCAUACAAGGAAUAGAUGUAAAGUAUUUUUUUGUUCUGCAUUUUUUAUUUAGAAUUCCACUGAUCAUCUCUAGUUGUAUGUUGUCCUAAAGAUCCUUCGGGAGAGUCGAAUGUUUCCUAUGUUUUCCUCACCAUUAAAGAUUACGCUGUGAAAUACUGUAGGUUUAAUUUCUCUCUCCACAAAAACACUUUCUCAAGGAUCUACAAUGCUACAAACAUGGUAAGAUAA
This is a messenger RNA of Micropterus salmoides (largemouth bass), 1648 nucleotides long. RefSeq names its product potassium voltage-gated channel subfamily H member 4-like. The transcript has 5 exons. The record is from RefSeq and is a predicted model, not a curated record. Bases 1 to 840 code for a protein of 279 amino acids. NCBI's taxonomy places the organism in Eukaryota, Metazoa, Chordata, Actinopteri, Centrarchiformes, Centrarchidae. Gene Ontology annotation, biological process: potassium ion transmembrane transport; regulation of membrane potential. Gene Ontology annotation, molecular function: voltage-gated potassium channel activity.